Belonocnema kinseyi is the source of this 1750-nucleotide messenger RNA. RefSeq lists its product as uncharacterized. Lineage: Eukaryota; Metazoa; Arthropoda; Insecta; Hymenoptera; Cynipidae. The coding region runs from base 207 to 1301 and encodes 364 amino acids. The record is from RefSeq and is a predicted model, not a curated record. The transcript is spliced from 5 exons.
AAAGAAUGACAACAAGAUUGUCGACCAAAAAUACGAGAAGCGACAGUGAUAGUCGAGAUAGUGGAUUACUGGAUUACAUAAAAAUAAUAAUCAGAUGAAUUCUAAAUUUGCUUGAUUUCCAGAAAAUUAAGAAAUCUUCACUUUGUUCUCGACAGUUUUAAUGAGAAAAUCGCCGGAAGCAAUUUAACCUCAAAAUUGCAAUAACCAUGCAAAGUAUGCAAAAUAAAAAAUUUCUGUUCGACAGAGUCGGCUCAGUUUCGCGAAAUAAUGGGUUAGAUAAGGCUGAAAUUGAGUUCGAAUUUAAUAAUAAAGUGGAAAAAGCCUUACUGCGAAAAGACAAGUUUUAUCACAAAGGUAGACACAUUCCUGAAGGCAGACAUUUGAACGAGUACAUAACAGUUGGAUCCCAGGUCGUAUUUUCCUGUCACAUUUUGAACAGUCAAGAUAGCGAUCAGCCGUCCGUUUGGUACGUCAUGAUAUGUCAAAAAUACGAAAAGAGACCAGCAUACAUGAUGGAAGUAAAAACAGGUCUCGUGAACAUCACAGGAUCGAUCAAGGAAGUUCAAAAACGACAUGGUGUCAUUUCCACAGAUUAUUAUUCCGAGAGAGACUCAAAGAUAUACUUUUUGGCGAGUAAAUUUUAUUUGGACGGCAAGAGAUUACAAUCGUCCAGAGCUCUUACCGAUGUCUUGAAAAUAGAUGACAUCGUUUAUUUCGAUGCAAUUCCCUGUAUUCCCGAAGAAAGUCAUGUUCACAGUAAAUGGUUCGCCAUCCUAGUUUUCAAAGGAAAACGGCCAGACUCCCACAGAUUUGUCGACAACAAACAUUGGGAAGUGGAUGACAAAGGAAAAAAGAAUUUCUCACAUGAUGAUACCGACAGUUUUAUCAAGAAUAUGAAGAAAAAUGCUCAAUCGUUGAAGCCGUUUAUUUACGAAUGUAUAAGUCGUUACACAAACGACGCUAGAACUAUGUUUGCAUUUGGAACCGGAGUCAUAAUGGACAUUCCAAGUGAAGAAUUUGGAAUCAUACUGGGACAGUUUAAGCUUAAUCAUUUUGAGUCCGUGUUAUUCCACCGCAAAAAUACGUUUCUCUUCGGAGUUUGUUUAACAAACUCGGAUUUAACUCAGGUCUUUGUAGAAGGAGAUCGUGUGAAGUUUAUUGCCGUAGGCGCUCCUUCAGGCUUUGUAACAGAUUGGAUUGCAAUUCAGGUAUCGGUCCUAGCAAAUGCAUCUACAUCUCCCCUCGAUUAUCACGGACAUGCUCAAACUUUUACUUUAAGUCAAUUCUCUCCUUAUGAUUAGAUUUCGAUAAGAAGUAAGGCUGUAAAAUUCUCUUCAAUUUUACCAAAUUGCCUUUUUUUUUAUCGAAAAUCGAUCAAAAGCACUGUGAUUUCCAUUAGAUGUCAACCGUAAUGUGCCGUUUCAGUUAAUUGCCCUUGACAUCUGUUCAAACUUUCAAGACUUUAAUUUAAAUUUUCUUAUUACGUUUUUUAAGACUUGAGGAACUAUUUGAGAUUGCAAAACUUGAGGUUUCAUUGCCAAAAAAAGAAAUAUUAUAUGUAAUAGUUUAGUACUUCAAUUCUUAUCAAUAUUUUUUCAAACACAAGAAAUACUCGAGAGUGACGAAGAAAAUUUUUCGAAAUUAUUCCCAAAAGAUUGUUAUUAAGUUUCUCAAAACUUUCCUUAGUAUAAAGAAACUGUAAUUUCUUAAAAAAAGAUCUUUUAGAUUUAAGUAGAGAUAUAAGUCAUCG